UUUCCAUGUGAUGGUACAUGUGACUCAGUGACUGUUUAUUUACGGUAUCGUCCGCCCUCUGGUGGUCAGCACUGUGAACUACACACGUUUACUAUUUAUCCCAGUGGAUAACUGUGAGGAUAAUUCCAAGACCGCGAUGAGAAAAUCGAGGCAGCAUAUAAGCCAGUAUUUUAUUUAUUAAUUUAUUUAUUUGAGGAUCUAUUUCUAAAAAUAUUCCUAUCUUCCUAUGCUUUUUUUUUUCCUUCUCUAAUUAAUAUAUGUUCGGCUCACGCAGAAAAGAAAACCCCUCUAGCCUAUAGCCUGUCCCCCAGCACGCAUGCUCUACAGUGAGUGAACUCGUUUCAUCAUCGUGGACGUCUGUUUUUAGAUGUUUUUGCUCCCUCUCUCUCUCUCUGUCUCUUUAAUUUUAAUUUUUUUUUUUUUUUACAGAGGGAGCAUUAAGGCCAUUUAAAUAUACAACCAUCACAAAAUGGAGAGAGUGAAACGGGACUGAUGGAUGGGUGAAUUAGUUCAUGAUUAUAUGUAACAGGCUGCAUUUUUUAUGUGUGUCAUGGCAGCUCCAGGUGAAGGCCAUCACCGUGUCCGCGCUUCACUUCUUCUGAUGCUCGACUGUCCGUGUGUAGCAUUAACCCCUUAGAUGGAAUGAUUUUCUGCACCUUGGCUCAUUCGCAAACAUGGCAGACGCGGAACUGCAGACUUUCACGUCUAUAAUGGACGCGCUCGUGCGCAUCAGCUCCAAUAUGAAGAGUAUGGAGCGGGAGCUCCGCUGUCCGGUGUGUGAGGAGAUGGUGAAGCAGCCGAUUGUGUUGCCGUGCAUGCACAGUGUGUGUGUGUUGUGUGCGGCGGAGGUGUUGGUGCAGAGAGGUUACCCUCCUCCCGAACUCCCGCCAGAGCGCAACACACCCACGUCAAGCCCCAGCACCCGCUCACCACGACAUGCUCGCCGACCACCCCCAAAAACUGACCGUUUCGAGCGUGUGCUCAAAACAGUAUGUGGCACCUAUCCAGGUCGGAGACGGAAAGACACGAUUCCUCUGAACAUGUUGUUUCCAUGUCCCACUUGUUGUCGGGACGUGGAGCUGGGAGAAAGAGGCCUUGCCGACUGCCUACGCAAUCUCACACUGGAGCGUAUUAUUGAGAGGUACAGACAGACAGUGAGUCUAGGCAGCAUGGCAGUCAUGUGUCAGUUCUGCAAGCCCCCUCAAGCACUGGAGGCCACUAAAGGCUGCGCUGACUGCCGGGCCAAUUUCUGUAACGAGUGUUUUAAGUUGUACCACCCCUGGGGUACCCCACGUGCCCAACACGAGCACGUUCUACCCACACACAGUUUCAGACCCAAGGUGCUGGUGUGUGUUGAGCACGAGCAGGAGCGGAUGCAGUUUUACUGCUGCUCGUGUCAGCGUCUGUUGUGUGCGCUCUGUAAGCUGCGUCGUGUUCACAAUGGGCACAAGGUCAUGCCCGUAGCACAUGCCUACCAGACUUUGAAGGAUAAAAUUACUAAACAGAUGAGCUAUGUUCUGGCCCAUCAAGAGAGGGUGCAAGCCCAAAUCACUCAAGUGGAGAGUGCCAUCGCUCAGACAGAGAUGAACAGUGCUGUUGCUAAAGAACAGCUGAAUCAGUGUGUGAACAACAUGCGUGAAGAGCUGGCUGAACGGCAGUGUGCUCUGAUCAAAACUCUGGAGGAGACUCGUGUUCAAAAAUCGGAAGCUCUAAACACGCAACUUUCAGAGAAACAGAGUCUGCUCGACAAUGCGGGGCUCGUCGUGUACACACAGGAGCUACUGAAAGAAAACGAUCAGCCGUGCUUCGUGCAGGCCGCCAGAGUCACCCACAACCGGUUCAUUACAGCCAUAGAGAACCUGCAGCGCUUCUCCAUCUCUGCAGAUCCCUCAUUCCUCCGUUUCCAUGUGGACAUCUCCAGAGAGCUCAAGCUAAUCAGCAGCAUGAAUUUCAUACAAGCUCCACUUGCUCCUGUAAUCGACACCCAAAAGACUCUGGCCUAUGAUCAUCUGUACCUCUGCUGGCGCCUCCCACAGGACUCUGCUCCCGCCUGGCACUACUCCGUGGAGUAUCAGAGGAAAGAUGGAAGAGAUGGACCUAAGUGGGGCGGAGUCAAAUCCGAAGGCUCUGGAGGCCCCAACAGUCCGUGGCAGCGCAUAGACGAGGUGGGCGGGACUAGUGCAGUGAUUGACAGACUGGAGAUGGACAGCGUGUAUGUGCUGAGAGUGAGAGGAUGCAACAAGGCAGGUUUUGGGGAGUACAGUGAGGAAGUGUAUCUACACACACCGCCUGCACAAGUGCUGUCAUUUUGUCUGGACUCUCGCUGGGGGCUCCAUGCUGAGCGUGUGGCACUGGGUAAGGGGCAGACGUAUGCCCGUAGCGUGCCUGGUCUCAAUUUGCUGCAGGCUGCCGACCGCGCCCUCACUUCCUUUCAUCUGACCUCUGACCUGCUGGUGGCAGACGUGUCAAUCACACAGGGUCGUCACUAUUGGGCAUGUUCAGUGGAGCCUGGUUCUUACUUAGUCAAGGUUGGUGUUGGUCUAGAGACAAAGCUUCAAGAAUGGUUUCAUUUACCACAGGAUAUGGCAAGUCCCCGAUAUGAUCCUGACAGUGGGCAUGACAGUGGAGCAGAGGAUGCCCAGGACUGUCCACCUCCAUUCUGCUUCCUCACUAUGGGCAUGGGUAAGAUUCUCAUGCCCAAAUCCGGAGCAUCUAAUGGCAUGUCUGGCCCUCUCACUGCCCCUUUGCCCCCGCGCCUCGGUGUGUGUCUGGACUUUGAUAAAGGAUGCGUUACUUUCUACGAUGCCCACUCACUGCGAGUGCUGUGGGACGGGACUGUCGAUUGCUCUGCCCCUGUUUGCCCGGCCUUUUGCUUCAUUGGUGGCGGUGCACUGCAGCUGCAGGAGCUGAUAGCCAAUCGCAGCACGGAGCAAGCCCCGCCCAGGAGAGUCACCAUUCAAUCACAUGCAACAACUCUGAGUAACUGAAGCCAUAAACAGUUCUACAGCAAACUCUUAACUGUCAAGCACCUUUAAAUUAAGAUCACCGCAUAACUGUCGACAGCUCUGCCCCAGUUUGUGCUGCGUUUCACUUCAUUGGUAGAGGGCCAAUCACAGCAGGCCCAAACCAGAAGGGUCACCAUCCAAUCCAAUGUCUAUAAUUGAAGCCAUUAAUGUUUGUAGUAUGUGUGCGUUUUAGAUGUAACAUUAAUGUCAGAAUCAUGUUGGUAUAUGGCAAUUUCUCAAAAUGAUGUCACUCAAAUUAUUGUAUUUUUAAGCAUUCUUGGCCUAAAUGUUUAAGUUUCACAACAAAGCUCGUUACUGUGAUCUAUCAGCAGACAUAACAAUAUGAAAACAAACAAUUUUAAUGGAACAUAUCACAAUAUUACAGGUGUUAGUAUAUCACAAUGUCAUGUCUCAGUAAAUAUGCAGUAUACAUAGUAGAAUACAAUAUCUAAUGGAUAAAUAUGUAUGUUUAUUACUGACACUGAUUUUAGCAAAGCAUGUUAAAAUAACUUCCAGAAAAUGCAAAGGUAUUUUUUAAAACAGAACAGAAAUCCAUGUCUAUGGUUAAAUAUCCAAAAUCGGUAUCAGAUCCAUAUUUCUGCUUAUGGAAAUACCCUAAAAUGAAUAACUAAAAUGUAAUGCUGGUGUUUACUCAGGCCUUUAAAGUCACAACCAAAUGUGAAACUACUGGAAAAUGUGUGGGGGUUUUUUUUGUUGUUUUUGUUUUGUUUUGUUAUUAUUAUACUACAGAAUUUUUUAUUCUGAUCUGAUCAGAUUUUUUUUCAGCAGCUCUGUCCCAGCUGCAGUGUUUAUAUUGCAUUCUCAUACGUUAUCGUUUCUAUAGUAACUGCUCAUUUGCAGGAACGUGUAUGGCAGACGAUUGAAAAGUAUGUAAUUAUUGUUAUACUGAAGUUUUCUGUGAGAUUUAGCAUUUUUGUAAGGAGUCUCUAGUGUCAGCACUUUGUAACAGAGGUAAAGCUGUAGCUUUUUUUUCCUUCCUGAUAUAGGAAAAUCUUUAGGACAGAAGGCUCUGUGACAUGACAAGCUGCAUUUUUUUUUCCCUCUUAUGAACUUCACCCGAGAGGAAAUAAAAUGGAAGAGGCUCUGGUGAGGGAAUGACUGUUUAUAGCUGCUAUAACAACUUUGCAGGCAUUAAACAACAUUAAAUGUAACUAUAAAUGAAUAAAAUGUAUGAUGUGGUGUUCUUUAAUUGAUCCAAUAUUUGCAAUUGUUGACAUUGUUUCGGUAGAAGAGGAAUAAAACAUGUCAGUCAGGACAUGUUAUGGGAAAAUAAUCAACUUCAGGGUGGUAUCAUAUCACACCAUCCUGUCUGUUUUUAUGUUGUAGCUAACAUGUACUGUCCAUAGACAAACAGUACUGUAUAAAUGUCCUGGACAUCCAUUCAUUCUUUCUUUUUUAAAUUUUUUUUUAAUUUAAUUUAAUUAAUUAUUUUUAUUUUAUGGCCCUUGCAUUAGUGUGUCAGUGGAAAAGAGCAAAAUGAUGCUUCAGAGAAUCAUUUGUAUGGUAAAGAAGUUCAAGUUUAAGUUCAAGUGGUUUUAUUGUCAUUUCAGCCAUAUAUAGCUGGUACAGUACACAGUGAAACUAAACAGCGUUCCUCCAGGACCACGGUGCUACAUAAAACAACACACUAACCACAUGAAACACAGAACUAAAUAAGAUCUACACAUUCUACAUAAAGUGCACGUGCAGACAUGUGUUAACAACACAGGACAGUACAAUACUACUAAAACAGGACAAUAGGCACAGGAAGUGACAGUGUAGCGCUGAACAGUACACGGUUUUAGCGUGGAAGUGUCUGAUUUAACAGGUAGUGCAGAAGAUAGGAUAACAAUAUAAUUUAAAAAUGGUAUAAAUGUGAACAUAACAUGCUAUGACUGAGUCCUCAGCAGAUUAGCUUAUACCAAAUAUGGACAUAGCAGUUAUUGUGGAAGCAGCUAGGUAAAGUGUUUAAUAGUGACAAUAAAUUAAAUACUAUAUUUUUAUAAUACAGUAGCAGCAAAAAUGCAAAUAUUACAAUUGGAGUGGGGUGGUGUUCAGUUCAGUGUGUGUGUGUGUGUGUCAGUCCAGUCUCUGAGUAUUGAGGAGUCUGAUGGCUUGGGGGAAGAAGCUGUUACACAGCCUGGCCGUGAGGGCUCGAAUGCUUCACUACCUUUUUCUAGAUGGCAGGAGAGUGAAGUGUGUGUGAGGGGUGUGUGGGGUUGUCCAAUGCUGGCGGCUUUGCGGAUGCAGUGUGUGGUGUGGUCUGUGAUGGAGAGGAGAGAGACCCCAGUGAUCUUCUCAGCUGUCCUCACUCUCCGUUACAGGGUCUUUACGAUCCAAUGAGGUGCAAUUUCCGAACCAGACAGUGAUGCAGCUACUCAGGAUGCUCUGAAUAGCUCCUCUGUAGAAUAUUGUGAGGAUGGGAGGUGGGAAAUGGGCUUUCUUCAGCCUUCGCAGAAAGUAGAGAUGCUGCUAGGCUUUCUUGGUUAUGGAGCUGGUGUUUAGGGACCAGGUGACGUUCUCUGUCAGGUGAAAACCAAGGAAUUAAUGCUCUUGAUGAUCUCCACAGAGGAGCCAUUGAUGUUUAGUGAAGAGUGGUCACUCUGUGCUCUCCUGAAGUCAACAAUCAUCUCUUUUGUUUUGUCCACAUUCAGAGAUAGGUUGUUGGCUCUGCACCAAUCCAUUAGCCACUGCACCUCCUCUCUGUAUGCUGACUCGUCAUUCUUGCUGAUAAGACCCACCACGGUCGUGUCAUCAGCGAACUUGAUGAUGUGAUUGGAGCCGUGCCUUGCUGCACAGUCGUGAGUCAGCAGAGUGAACGGCAGUGGACUGAGCACAUAGCCCUGAGGGGCUCCUGUGCUCAGUGUGGUGGUGGUGUUGUGGUGGAAAGGAGGAUAUUCAGUAAUACAUCAUGUUUCAUAAAAAAAACAUCAUUGAUGCUGUCUGGAAACAGAAGAAACAGAAGCAAGUAAGAGCCAAAGUCUGCAUAAGAGCUGUAUCAGGUUCUUCAAGACACUUGGAACAACUACAUAAAACUGCAUGACAUUGUACCUAAUGAUGUAGUUACACCACCUCCAUCAUGCUUGACCAAUGAGCUUCUAUAUUAUGGUUCAUGAGCAGAUCCAUUCUUUCUCCACACUUUGGUAAUGGUCAAUCUUGGUUCCAGAACUUUUGUUGCUUAUCUCUCAUCUCUUUAUUCUUUGCUAAAGCCAAUCUAGCUUUCCUGUACUUGCUCAUGAUUGG
This is a messenger RNA of Ictalurus furcatus (blue catfish), 6248 nucleotides long. RefSeq names its product tripartite motif containing 46a (gene trim46a). NCBI's taxonomy places the organism in Eukaryota, Metazoa, Chordata, Actinopteri, Siluriformes, Ictaluridae. Gene Ontology annotation, molecular function: zinc ion binding; protein binding. The record is from RefSeq and is a predicted model, not a curated record. Bases 675 to 2987 code for a protein of 770 amino acids. The transcript is spliced from 13 exons.